AUGGUCACAUUUUACGAUCUCAAAGCCAAGAAGCCCUCUCAGGAGGAAUACACCUUUGACCAGCUCAAGGGCAAGGUUGUUCUCGUCGUCAACACCGCUUCCAAGUGUGGUUACACUCCUCAGUUUGCUGAGUUGGAAGAGUUGAACAAGAAGUAUGGUGAUCAGGGUUUGCAAAUUAUUGGUUUCCCUUGCAACCAGUUUGCAGGUCAGGAUCCAGAGAACGAUGACAAGAUCGGAGAGUUUUGCCAGCGUAACUACGGUGUCACUUUCCCCAUGAUGGCCAAGUCGGACGUCAACGGAUCCAACACCAACGAGGUGUUUGCUUUCCUUAAGAAGCAAAGGUCCGGCAUCCUUGGCACCGAGAUGAUUAAGUGGAACUUCACCAAGUUCCUCGUCGACAAGCAGGGCAACGUCAUUGAGCGCUACGGCUCCAACACCAAGCCUUCCGCCAUUGCUCCUACCAUCGAGAAGCUCCUCGCCCAGUAA
Messenger RNA from Ustilago hordei, 486 nucleotides. RefSeq names its product putative GPX2 - glutathione peroxidase. Bases 1 to 486 code for a protein of 161 amino acids. Gene Ontology annotation, biological process: response to oxidative stress. Lineage: Eukaryota; Fungi; Basidiomycota; Ustilaginomycetes; Ustilaginales; Ustilaginaceae. Gene Ontology annotation, molecular function: glutathione peroxidase activity. The record is from RefSeq and is a predicted model, not a curated record. The transcript is spliced from 3 exons.